Molecule: messenger RNA, 453 nt
Organism: Phanerochaete carnosa HHB-10118-sp
Lineage: Eukaryota; Fungi; Basidiomycota; Agaricomycetes; Polyporales; Phanerochaetaceae
Exons: 2
Molecular function (GO): protein binding
Source: RefSeq, a predicted model, not a curated record
GAAGGGAUUAGCUUUCGCCUUCAUCGGUAUCUUUUUUCCAGAGACUCAUCCUACUUCGCGAAUAUUUUCACGCAUCACUCGUCGCCUGAAUCUCUCAACCUGGUUGACAAGAAAUCCUCCGACUUUGACGCUUUCCUGUCCGUACUGUACUCGACGUGCUAUCGUUCGCCUGAUAUUACCUCUGUGGAUGAGUGGUCGGCUGUUCUUCGCCUUGCCACCGAAUGGUCCUUCGACAGUAUUCGAAACCUCGCGAUGGAACGCUUAGAGCCGCUCGCCAGCCCCAUAGAGAAGAUUGUUCUGAGCCAUACACACUCGAUUCCCAACUGGCUCCCAGCAGCAUAUGUUUCGCUGUGUCAGCGUUCCCACCCACUUACGGCUGCGGAGAUCAGAGCAAUCCAGGCCGAGGAUAUCGAACUGAUCAUGUCAGUCCGAGAGACCAUGCUCCGCGCAGGG